Messenger RNA from Acanthopagrus latus (yellowfin seabream), 524 nucleotides. It is a transcript of the gene rpl37a, whose product is annotated as ribosomal protein L37a. Gene Ontology annotation, biological process: translation. Gene Ontology annotation, molecular function: structural constituent of ribosome. The transcript has 4 exons. NCBI's taxonomy places the organism in Eukaryota, Metazoa, Chordata, Actinopteri, Spariformes, Sparidae. The record is from RefSeq and is a predicted model, not a curated record. The coding region runs from base 142 to 420 and encodes 92 amino acids. Gene Ontology annotation, cellular component: ribosome.
UUAUUGCUUAUUAUCAAUGAUAGUUGUAUUUGUGUGUAGCUGAACCCGUACUCAAAGUCCCACAAUGCAGCGCACCCGACUGGGUAAAUCGCGCCUGCGCGGUAAGCAAUCCCUCUUUGGACCUACGUCUCCACUGAAACCAUGGCCAAGCGCACCAAGAAGGUGGGGAUCGUUGGUAAAUACGGCACGCGUUAUGGCGCGUCGCUGAGGAAGAUGGUAAAGAAAAUUGAAAUCUCCCAGCACGCUAAAUAUACCUGCUCCUUCUGUGGAAAGACCAAGAUGAAGAGGAGGGCUGUGGGUAUCUGGCACUGUGGGUCCUGCAAGAAGACAGUGGCUGGAGGUGCUUGGACGUACAACACAACUUCCGCUGUCACAGUCAAGUCCGCAAUCAGGAGACUGAAAGAAUUGAAGGACCAGUAAACCAAGUGCGACGAUCACUGGUGGAUUUGGGACUUUUUUUUUUCAAUAAUUUAACCGAUCUGGAUAUGGCCUCAACAUCCAAAAAUAAAGCGGUCUGGAGCGGA